This is a messenger RNA of Aspergillus nidulans FGSC A4, 2691 nucleotides long. RefSeq names its product ATP dependent DNA ligase domain protein. Gene Ontology annotation, molecular function: ATP binding; DNA ligase (ATP) activity; DNA binding. Gene Ontology annotation, biological process: DNA recombination; DNA repair. The transcript is spliced from 3 exons. Lineage: Eukaryota; Fungi; Ascomycota; Eurotiomycetes; Eurotiales; Aspergillaceae. The coding region runs from base 1 to 2691 and encodes 896 amino acids. The record is from RefSeq and is a predicted model, not a curated record.
AUGACAAAAAGCUGCGGCUCUCCUGACACCGACCGACUGGCGCUCCUUUCCUGCAUGUUCCCGGAGAAGCGAACGGACCGAGUUUACUGGUUGAAAGAUACCAACUUGGCUAGGAUUAUUGGCAGAUGGGGGCUGCUCGGGUUAUCGCGCCGCGAGGAGCUCGAGAAAUGGCGUGUAUCUGGCGGAGCAGACCUCGGUCAAUGCGUUGAGAACGUGAUGAGACAAGCAGAAAAUCAUAUUGUCAGCGGCCAAGAGGUGACUGUGGAGGAGAUUGACACGGCAUUGAAUAUGAUAGCUUCGCGAUGCCGGUUUUCCGGGCCAAGUGUCAGAAGGCAGCGUUCAGCGGUUGAUGUAGAGGAGACGCUCGCUCCUCUAUACCGUCGGCUCAGUAGCAGGGACGCCAAGUGGCUGACGCGAAUGAUACUCAAGACUCACAUCUCUGAUACGCUGCCGGAAAGGUUGACGCUGAAGAGUUUCCAUUUCCUGCUCCCACACCUAUUGCUCUUCCAAAACUCAUUUGAAGCGGCAGUGACGUUGCUUUCCUCCGAACCCAUCAUACAUUUCCCACCUAGGCCUGAAAUCGGAUAUGCGAGAGACUUAGGCAAAAUAGCGUUGCAUCAUCUCAUACCGAAGAUUGGGAUCAAGAUCGGAAGGCCGGAGUACUUGAAGGCACGAAGUAUUAAGCACUGCUGCAACAUGGUGGGACAGCGGAGGAUGAGUGUUGAGAGGAAGUAUGACGGUCCGGCGUUUUUAUUGGAACAGAAAGCGAUUCUCCGUCAGUUUUACCCAGCGAGACCUCUGCAUGCUGUUGCUAACAAAAGUAGACCGCAGCCAUAUGAAUGCUUGAUGAUGGUGUUUUUCGAUAUACUUGUCCUCGAUGACGACAUCUUGCUACGAAAGCCGCAUCGAGAAAGGCGAUUGCUCCUCAAGAAUACAAUACAAGUAAUCUCGGGUGUCUCUGAUAUAGCUGACCAGCGCAUCAUUGACUUCUCCCGCUCAGAUGGUCAAGCCAAACUCGAGACGCUUUUUUCUAAGGGAAUUGCUGAGCGCUGGGAAGGCUUCAUUCUAAAGGGGUGCGAGGACCCAUAUUUUCCCAUCCUGGUGGAAUCCGGGAUUGGUUGCGAAGGCCGUUGGAUCAAGCUCAAAAAGGAUUACAUCCCAGGAUUGGGCGACACAGUAGAUCUUGUGUUAGUCGGUGCAGCAUACAAUGCCCGUGAUGCAACCAUACUUGGACUAGCGAAAAAGGAAACGUGGACACACUUCUUUGUGGGCUGUCUUGAAAACAAGGAGGCUGUUUUACGGUCCAAAAACGAACCUAGGUUCCGCAUCAUAGAUGUGAUCGACCAGCAUGGCAUCAGCCGGGCAAACAUGCAAAACCUCAACAGCUUUGGCAAGUAUAGCGCCCGAAGUGUAGACUCUGACGAUGGAGUGAUCAUUGGAGAAAUACGGCCGGGCUUGCCAACAAUAGAUGUUGUCUUCAAGACGCCAUUUGUCGUUGAAGUGAUGGGAAGUGGUUUUGUGAAGCCAUCAGGCGCUCGAUAUUAUACAAUCCGUUUCCCCAGGAUUCUGAAGAUCCAUUCAGAUCGGUCAAUCGAAGAUGCUGCAUCCUUUCGAGAGUUACAGGUUCUAGCUGAGAUGGCGACAUCCGUUUCUUCGGAAGAGCUGCUCGAUGAAGAAGCAGAAUGGACGAACCGCGUCAGGUCGGGUACAUCUAAGCCAGGCCAUUGUCCAGAUGAGUCACAAAACGUGUCUACCGUUAGUCCUCCUGCUUCCGCAAAGGCUAUCCCCAUAUAUAUCGAUUGUUCGCCACCGAGUUCAUCGAACGGCUCACCUGGAAGCAACGUUUUGGCAAACAAUAGCAAUCUCUCGUCACAGGGAAAUGCUAAAAAACGAAAAGCAUUGCCAUAUGCGUCUGAACCAUGCGCCAAAAAUACCUAUGGGGGGCUCGACAGAGCCCAAAAAGUAACAAAAGUGGUUAAUCCAGCUUUGGUAGUCACAUCUCCCGCACAAUACCUUGCAACCAAAGUAGGUCCUCCACGAAGCGAUCACGCUAGCACAGACAUUCAAAAAGUCUCGGCCAGCGAGCGAAAAGCAGACUCUGAAGAACCUUCGAGAUCUCCUCUCGCCAGAAUUCCUAUCUAUAUCCACCCCGAGACUGCUUCGGAGGUCCAGACAACGUUCAACGGUCUAUCGAACGUUUCCCAUACCAUCGAAGAGUUCCUUCGUAUGUUGAAUUUUGACAGCCGCCGACUGGGGCCAGAGAAAUCAAACCUCUUUCCGGCAUCCGAAAACAUCACCUUGGGAAUUAUGUUUGCCAACAUUUCCAGAGACCCUCUAGGCCCGACAUUGCUCGAACUAAGCAAACAUAUUUCCAAUGCGCUCACCACGCCUCCAUGCAGUCAUAACCCUACGGGCCGGGUCUUCCUCCUCAACUCAAACUUCCUAAACCUGGUCGUCGACUGGAAAAACCACAUAUUCUGCCUCCGUAAGACCUGGGAUAAAAUCAGCCGAUUUCCCAGCACUCCCUUGGAUGCUGAACACCUAACCGAAAACUCCAUUGUCACUACUACCACGCGACGGACCCAACCAAUCGUGGCCCUCAGACGGAGCCUAGGGCCCGUAUCUGCGUUUAUACCUGAGGUUAGGAUAUCGUUUGAUAGAAAGCAGAUCUUGGUUCUUGUUGGCUCGUAG